UCGCAAUGUUUUGACAUUUGCGUCAAGCAUCAAGUUCUGUCAAUCAACGGCUCUUGCUGUAUAAAACAAAGAGUUCGUCGUCGUACAGGAGAUCUCAACAGUUCAUACAUUGUUAAUAAUUAUUAGAAGUAUAAACUGUGACAUUUUGACAUUCAUAGAGUUUAUUUAGAGUUAUAGGUAACCUCAAAGUAGUUCAUAAAUGAGUAACAAGACAGGCGGCGGAGGUGAUGUGGAUCCGGUCCAAGAAGAGCUUGCUGGUCGUGUUCGAGAGGUUGGAAAUCAAGCAAUAUGGAGUUUGUCUUCCUGCAAACCAGGAUUCGGCGUGGAUCAACUAAGAGACGAUAUAACAGAGACGUACUGGCAGUCAGAUGGCCAGUUACCUCACCUUGUAAAUAUCCAGUUCAGACGGAAAACAACUAUUAGAGAUAUUUGUAUUUACACAGACUACAAAUUAGAUGAAAGCUAUACACCAAGCAGAAUAAGCGUCAGAGCUGGAACAAACUUCAAUGAUCUUCAGGAAGUCGAAGUGAUGGAUUUGAACGAGCCUAGCGGCUGGGUAGUGAUUCCCAUCAAAGAUAUCAAUGAGAGACCAAUUAGAACCUUCAUGAUACAAAUUGCUGUAAUAACAAAUCACCAAAAUGGUAGAGAUACUCAUAUGAGGCAAAUAAAAGUACACAGUCCAGCUCAAGACAUAUUAGGGCCACCAGCACCACAUAUACCAGGUCAGUUUUCAACAAAUGAAUUUCAAAGGUACGCAACUAUCAGAUAAAUUUUUAAAUAAGAUGCUUGUAGCAACAAGCUUGCUUGUACCUUUUGAUAAAAUACAUGAAGUUUGAUUAACAA
Messenger RNA from Athalia rosae (coleseed sawfly), 843 nucleotides. RefSeq names its product anaphase-promoting complex subunit 10 (gene APC10). Gene Ontology annotation, biological process: protein K11-linked ubiquitination; anaphase-promoting complex-dependent catabolic process. The coding region runs from base 200 to 769 and encodes 189 amino acids. The record is from RefSeq and is a predicted model, not a curated record. Gene Ontology annotation, cellular component: anaphase-promoting complex. The transcript is spliced from 3 exons. NCBI's taxonomy places the organism in Eukaryota, Metazoa, Arthropoda, Insecta, Hymenoptera, Athaliidae.